UCAACAAACUGACGCACAAGGCGUGUCGUGUGGGUGGCGUGGAGGGUGUGUGUAUGUUCGUAUGGGAGUGCAUCAAGACAGACGGCCAUCACGAAGGGAUGUGCAUGGAUGGCUUCAUGUUCGGGUCGUGUUGUACCCACGACCACAAGGUCAGCAGCCAAGACCACACGAACGACCUGGGGCAGCAGAUAGUGCCUGGCAUCAUGGUGAAGAACUCUAGUGUCACUACCACGACAACCACGACUACUAUAGCAACCACGACCAUGGACCCAUCCUCGUCUUUCACGCCUAGGCCUAACAUACAGAGGCCUAACCCACGGCCGCCGCCCACGACCACCCACACCCCCGCAGAGGAACCACCCACCCCGCCCAUGGGCUCAGUGUGGGCGCAUCUGCCUUCCCACCACCCACACACGCCGCCCAUUGAUACUCCCACGACCCUCACACCCGCUGCCCCGCCCACGCCGCCCACGAGGCCUACACGCCCUCCCAAACCCUCGAAACCAACUAGGCCUAGUGUGACACCAUGGUGGAUGAAGCAACCAACAACCAGCCUGGAGGCUGCUGUCCACAAGACCAACCACCCCUCACCACCACUCCUAACCACCACCCCAAUACCACCACCAACCACCACCACCACUACCACCACUACACCACCACCUACCACCACCACUUACAACACCACCACCACCACUACACCACCACCCACCACAACCACCACAACCACAACUACCACCACUACCACCACAGAAGCGACUACAGCUGGAGGUCCUGUAGUGAGCAACGCUCACACGAAACACCAGUGCGGGGUGCCAACAAUGCCACCACAGCCGGAAGGAAGGAUCGUGAACGGCACUAAUGCCAGGUUCGGGGAGUGGCCCUGGCAGGUGUCUGUAAGAAGGACGAGUUUCUUUGGCUUUUCGUCGACACACAGGUGUGGCGGCGCCUUACUCAACGAGCAGUGGGUGGCCACUGCUGGCCACUGUGUUGACGACCUGCUGACGUCACAAAUCCGGAUCCGAGUGGGUGAGUACGACUUCUCGUCCACGAUGGAGCCGUAUCCGUACGUGGAGCGGGCCGUGAAGCGCAAGGCUGUGCAUCCCAAGUACAACUUCUUCACCUACGAGUACGACCUGGCGCUGGUGCAGAUGGUGGAUCCCCUAGAGUUCCUGCCCCACAUCUCCCCAAUCUGUCUCCCCGGCAACAAUGACCUCCUCAUAGGGGAGAGAGGCACGGUAACAGGCUGGGGAAGGCUCUCAGAGCACGGCAGGCUGCCCUCAAUCCUGCAGAAGGUAAGUAUAAAACGGGGAAGGGAAAGAGAUUUAUGUGUAGCCGUUGCUGUUGUUCCUCAGGGUGACUCAGGAGGUCCGCUGCAGGUUCGAGGCGCUGAUGGAAGAUAUUUCUUGGCCGGAAUCAUAUCAUGGGGCAUAGGCUGUGCUGAGCCUAACCUACCCGGGGUCUGUACCCGGAUCUCAAUGUUUGUGCCCUGGAUCCUGGAGAACGUCACCUAGAUGCCUGGAAAAAUGCCACCUAAAAUAUCUAAGAAUGUGUUACAAUGGUGCUUUUGCCAUCUAGGUGCUUGGGAAACGUCGUUUUAGUCGCCUAGGUGCCACCUAGGUGCCUGAUGUUUCUCAGGUCACUUGGGAAUUGUCACCUGGGAGCCUAGAUAAUGCCACCUAGUGCCUGAGGACUGUCACCCUGAUGCCAAAUGCUCUCAAGGUACCAGAACAAAAUAACACUUAGGUGCCUGACAAAACGGUACCCACGAGCCUAGAAAAGAGCCACCCGGGCACCUGGAAUAUCUAACCCGAUGCCUGAUGAGUGCCACCCAGGUCUGACAUCUAAGAUGGUCACCUGCACGUACAGGAGAACACCCACGCGCCGGAAAGAUAAACCUUCCCCCAAUUGCUCGAAACGUUCAACGUUUACCCGGAUCGUCGAAACAUCGCCUGGCUAUCAGGGGAACGUCACUUGAUAUUCCCAGAUCGUCUUAGAACCGAGAAUAUUUGAGUCAUAUCACCUUAAAUAUUAAUCUGGAUCUCAGAUGAACAAUUGUUAAUAUAUUCUUGGAAAGCACUAAGCCCGUAGGGGCUAUGCACCACCUAGGGAAUGGGAAGUCAUCAGGUUUGAUCCAAGGAAGCCUUGGAUACUAUGUCUCGGUACUGUGUCCCGGUACAUUCGGGAAAUACAAUGAAUUAAAUGUAACUACUCCAGCAACACUGUAACUAUGUCAGCAACACUGUAAUUACUCCAGCAACACUGUAACUACGCCAGGAACACUAACUACUCCAGCAACAUUGUAACUGCGUCAGUAGCACAUUAACUACGCCAGCAAUAUUGUAAUUAUUCCAGCAACACUGUAACUACGCUAGGAACACUGUAACCACGCCAGCAACACUGCAAUGUAACUACAGCAACACAAGUCACCACUGCAACACAGAUUCACAAUACUUCUUGCAUUGAGCAACACCAUAACAUUAGCAUUAUGACAUUCACCAUAGAAAGUUAGACCCGUGUGGGCCUUACAGAGUUGCCCCUCUCUCCAGGCAGAGCCUGGAGAGAGGGGCAACUUUAUUCCCUUGGAUCCAGAGCUUCACCAUCAUCAUCCCGGUACCUAUGAAAAAUUUCACAUCUGAAUCCUU
Molecule: messenger RNA, 2642 nt
Organism: Cherax quadricarinatus
Lineage: Eukaryota; Metazoa; Arthropoda; Malacostraca; Decapoda; Parastacidae
Source: RefSeq, a predicted model, not a curated record